Messenger RNA from Wyeomyia smithii (pitcher-plant mosquito), 2163 nucleotides. RefSeq lists its product as uncharacterized. The record is from RefSeq and is a predicted model, not a curated record. Gene Ontology annotation, biological process: anatomical structure development. The transcript has 8 exons. Gene Ontology annotation, molecular function: signaling receptor binding; calcium ion binding. Bases 552 to 1736 code for a protein of 394 amino acids. Gene Ontology annotation, cellular component: extracellular region; cell surface. NCBI's taxonomy places the organism in Eukaryota, Metazoa, Arthropoda, Insecta, Diptera, Culicidae.
GCCGCCGCGUCGUCGUUGUGCCGCAGCCUGGUGAGAUAGACAAGAAGACGGCGACGACGAAGAAGAAGAAAAGAAGUCGAAUUGCACACAGUUCAUUAUUAAAUUCUCAGAUUACGUCCCAGCGCGGCUUUAGUAAGGUAGAGACUGUCGGUCUGACCGGAUAACAGCAGAAGUGUGUGGCAACCGCGAUCCGAAGGGUUUUGCCGGUGGAUCAACACGCGUUAGUGCGAGAUCGCGUCGAUAGUUUGAACAUUGAGAAGAAGUGAAGAGUUGGUGGAACAAAUCAGCAAUCAGCAUCUUCCGUGUUUCAACUUGGGCGCAAGAGUAAAUUGUGGGCUUUCGCAAUCGAAGGCAGCAAAAUUGCUAGGCCGAGUGUUUUUUUUUUCGCGUAGAUUGAAAGGCAAAGCAUAGAGUUUUUUUUAUAAAUAUAUCAUAUUGUGUGUGUCGAUUGUAGCUAGUUUUCAGUUUUAAUUAUACGCUACUUCAAAUUCAAACGGCGAUCUUGAAAGUCCAGGCCAGGGACAACACUUCGAUUGCAGUGCUAUUGCGAAAUGGGAAAAUUACAGAAUAAAUCGCUGCUAACAGUGAUUGUAGUGAUUAGUGCGAUUGGCUGUCACGCGUAUCAGCAAUCUUCUGGUAGUGAUUAUGGUGAAAACCUGAGUCAGCAUCCUGAUAAACGACUAGUUCACCGCCAUCAUGGUCAUCAGCACCAACAUCGGCUCAACUCGAUAUCCUUAGGACAUAGGAAUUCCUCUCGCUAUUCGCUAAUUGGACCCUUUGGCGCGGGAAACCAUUAUCAGCCACAACCAACAGACAAUUAUCACCAUCAGCAUCACCAUCACCAGCACCAUCAGCAGGCUGGCCACGCUGCACACCAACCAAGAUACCCCGGUGUGGUGGAACAAAUAGACCGUCGAAACUCUAAUCCGGGUUUUCGGUGGAAUCCCUCUACGACUGAGCGGAGCACCACUGCGAGAGUUUUAACUAACCGAGCUGGGAAUACUGCUGGCAUAAGGCAUGUGAAGCGUAUGCUGAAAAACAACAAUCAUCACAGGAACAUUACCGGCAAAAAUAUUUGCACCGAGAAGCAGGUCUACAAGAUACCGAUUGUGAAGCAAUUUGUCCAGCCUUGCCCGGACCAGAAGCUGUGCAGCGGUUUUCGCGCCAAACAUGAGCCGACCUACCGGGCAUUCAAGAGGGAGGUCUAUGUUUGCUGUCAAGGAUGGGAAACUACCACGACCGUUGCUGAAGGCUGUUUUAAGCCUAUCUGCAAAAACUCGUGCCGCAAUGGAGGCACCUGUACCGCUCCGGACACCUGUACCUGUACUGCUGGAUUCACGGGAGCGCAGUGUGAACAGGAUAUUAACGAGUGCAAGAUCGAGAAACCGUGCGAUCAAACGUGCUACAAUACAGAAGGAUCGUACUUCUGUACGUGUAGAGAUGGCUUUAUGCUGCAAGCCGACCGCCAGAGUUGUAAGCGAAUCGAAAUGGUGAACGAUGUUGCAACCGAGGCCAGAGAUAUGGAAAACGAUGUCGAUUACGAUAGUCUGGAUACGCGAUUAACGAAGCUGGAGAAGAUUAUCUACAGUGAAGAUCGCAGAUCCCAAUCGCAGAACCACGAGCUCGACAAGAAGGUCCAGUACGCGAUGGAUGCUGUUUCUUCGUUGCGGUCGCAAAUUUCACGAUUGUACCAAAAGCUUUACCCGAGCGUGGAUUACGGGAAUCGGAUCAACUAGUGAACAACGAAACUACGUGGGUUGUUAGACUCGAGACCCCGAUUCUCUCUCUAUCUCUGGCGUAGGAUGUAUUUAUUGUAAUUAAUGCUAGACCGUGUUUUUUGAAAGUAAGAUUGCAACCAAAUGUGUUUCGUCUAUGAGGGUCCCACCGUGUGAGAUACGACAAAACUGCCCACGAUAUCAUUCGUAACACGUAGCAUACCAAAACCACAUUAUCCGUUCUAGGAAAACAGGAAGCUGUCAAUAAGGCAGUCUGAUCAGUCCAGAAGCUGGAUUUUUUGGCAUAAAAUAAAAGCACCGCGUUUGAUAUGUUAAUACCUAAGAAAAAAAUCUAUAUUUAUUGUCCUUACAAAUCUAAGCGACAAUACACGAAUAGAAGGAAGAUUAAAUGUAAAAAUUUAUUGAAAUAAAAAAAAUCCAAUUUAAA